AGCAGGAAGCAAAAGAACAGUAAAGUCAGAUGAACUGGAGAAGGGGCAGAUGUUGCGGACAUGAAGAAAGUAGCCAUGAGCAGCGCACACCCCUGACAGAGAACACCUGGAGGGGUGUCUUCUGGAGUGCAGGUUGUGCUGGGCAUGGGCUGGGCUGAAGCCUAGGACACAGCUGUUAACAUCUGGAUCCAGGAUCAUGUCUGCUAACAAGGGCUUGUGGGCACCACCCGAGGGUGAGGACAGCCUGUCUGAGAAGUUUCUGAGGAAGACCAGGGAGUCUCCACUGGUGCCUGUAGGCAUAGGAGGCUGCCUGGUGAUAGCAGCAUAUCGGAUUUACCGGCUGAAGGCUCGAGGUGCCACCAAGUUGUCCAUACAUCUGAUCCAUACCCGAGUGGCAGCACAGGCAUGUGCCGUGGGUGCCAUCAUGCUCGGUGCCAUGUAUACAAUGUACAGAGAUUACAUCAAGAGGGUGUCAGAGGAUCCUGAGAAGUAGGAGUCCUGAGGCUGCAGGAUGGCCCAAUCCCCAGCUGUCUCCAUAUACACUAAUAAAGCGUUGUUGAGCAAAGUGAAGUGCCUUACU
Molecule: messenger RNA, 580 nt
Organism: Psammomys obesus (fat sand rat)
Lineage: Eukaryota; Metazoa; Chordata; Mammalia; Rodentia; Muridae
Gene: Higd1b
Product: HIG1 hypoxia inducible domain family member 1B
Exons: 4
Coding region: 197-493 (98 amino acids)
Biological process (GO): mitochondrial respirasome assembly
Cellular component (GO): mitochondrion
Source: RefSeq, a predicted model, not a curated record